AGAUGGCGGCCACUGAAAAACAGUGGUAUGUUGGAGAAGACGGUUGUAUAUCCGUUGAGGUAUCUGCCAGCGCCGUCACAUACCACUCCGCCUUAAAUUCAAUAAUAGUGUCAACAAAAGAACCAUCUGUAAAAAUUUAUGAUGUUGCAUCCGGUGCUUUAUUGCAAAAAUCGGAUCUGUCAGCAAAUACCACUGAUGCAAUUCACGCCAUGUAUUUACCUGGAAAGGACAAGGUGGUGUUUGCUGAUGACCAGUCGGUUGGUGCUAGGAAUGAUUUGCGUGGAAUGCUCCUCUUGGAUACUGCUUUGCAAACACCUGUCAGUAGAUCAGAAGACCAGGUUAAAGUUGAAAUUCCAUUGGCAGAAGCUGGACAGUUCCACAAAGCAUUAAUGAAUGCUGAACUCCCUGGAAUAGAUCAUGUUGAUGAAGUAUGUAAAGAAUUGGAGAAAAAGAUUGAUACUGUUCAAGAAGCAACAAAAGGUCAUCUGAAAGCUGCAAAGUGGGCAACAAUCUGCUUGAAAUUGCCUUUUUCAACACUGAAAACGGUCUGCACUGGAUUGGUGAAUGAGAUGAAGCGUCUUAGCAUGAAUAAUCCGGGAUUGUCUGUAGCCUCAUCCAUAGGGGACAGACUUAACUAUCUCCUCCCAAACAACGGGGAGGGGUGGAGUAACACUGUAGAAAGGUCCAUGAUGUACAGUGAAGUAGCCAGGCAGAAAACCUUUAGAACAUGGCCUCACAUGAAUUACAAAUGGGCACUUCCAGACCCAAUGUCACAGGCUGGGUUCUACCAUCAACCCAACUCAAUGGGAGAUGACCGUGCCAUGUGUUUUACCUGCAAUGUUUGUCUGGUUUGCUGGGAACCCACUGAUGAGCCCUGGUCUGAGCAUGAGCGCCACUCACCUACCUGUCCAUUUGUGAAAGGAGAGUACACUCAGAAUGUCCCUCUGGCAGUUACCUAUGGAAGCCAGCCAGCUAAAAGACAUGGUGAAAAUGAGGAAAAGAUUGAGUGCUUGAGUACAACUGCCACAGAAAACUUUGUGGCGACGUCUACGCUGAAUGGGAAUAUAGUGGUGUGGAGCGUAGAUAAGAUACUGAAGAAAUACUGCCAGUUUAACCUGGACCCGUCCAGUCCAGUGAUAGCCCUGAAGACCGGAGUUCAAAUUGAGAGGCAGUCCACUGGAUCUCCAAGUGUGUCGGAAAGUGUGAAUGGUGUGAACAGUGUACAAGAUGAAACUGAUGCCAGGCUCGAGGAAAGACCAGAGAAAGUGGAGAAUGGUAGUUCACCGGAAGGUAGUGAAGAACAACCAACAGCUACCACAUCAAGCACUGUAUCACCAGACACAGUGUAUGAACUUCCACAGGAGAAGGUGGACAAGUCAGACGUACAAAAAACCAGAAAUAGGCCAUGUGAAGAUGUGUUGGUCAAAUCAAUGUGUGUCGUAAGGAAACCAAUGCCUGAGAAAAGUCCAUCAGACAAGAGUACAGGUGCAAAGAAUUUGAAAGCCAAGAAAAAGUCUCGUUCUAAACCUCAUCCGACUCUUUUCUGUGGAGUGUCUCUCAGACAGACAAAAUUAAAUUUACCCAUAGAACAGAACAAUGUAGAACAUGAAACAGAGGAAGUGGAGCUAAUGAACAAAGUGAAUGAAGUUGUGAGUAGUGACACUCCACAGAUUAUAUCAUCAGGGGAGCAAACCUUUGCCAGUGAGGAGGAACUAGUGGACAGUGAGCUCCUACAGUCAACAGUGUUCAUCCCUUACUUGCUGGUUCUUGCUCUGAGAGAAGACCAACGCAAGGGCAGUAAGCAUAAAGAGAGGGAGCAGAAAAGGGUGCUGCCAAGUAGUGCAAGUUUAAAUAACUUAAAUGCUGUGCCAAAUUUAGGGUCAAUUUCAAUGAUGAACCAUGACUUUAGUUUGAUAGAUCCCAUGUUUGACUCUGACCCCGAUCCAGCAGAAAUGUUGAUUGGUGUGACACCUGGCCCGGUGAGUUUAACGUCGGAGAGCUCCACUUCUGGAGGAUCAAGCUCGGUCAUUGAUGCAAGGGUCCCCAUGGUCAGCAAGCCCAGCUCCAGUAAGCAUGCAAAGACAGGGAGUGUUCUUCAGUGUGUUGAACUUCCGAUUAAAUUACAAAGUGACAGAUUUAAAAUCUCUGCUAUUUCUCCAACGUUAGAUGGACAACAUAUUCUAGUUGUAGUGUCUCCAACUGAAAAAUGCUAUAAGUCCUCCUCGAAGAGUAAAUCCUCUGUGAUCACAGAUUCAUCUCCCAGUAUAGAUACUUCUGAUCAAAGUGAUGAAUUCCAGACGUUUAGCUGCAGUUUUACUUCAGUUCCAGCAUCCUCGGAGCACCUAUCGGAAAAUUCUUCUGAUCACAGUCAGGGAGGAUGUAUCUUGUUGUACAAAUACAAGUUUGGAGAUGAUUAUGCUUGUUUAGAGGAGACACCUGUAGUUACAAAAUAUUUAGAUUUAGCAGAACACUCUGUCUCUAGUGUUAUUGUGUUACCACAGGAGUUCAGUGAUUACCAAGAGAGAGAAGAGGAUGGGCAGACCUCGGACCCAUUGGUAAAUAGCAUCAGCACUCAGGGGACACCUUUUAUUCCUGGCCAGGCAGCUGUCACAUUGAGUAAUGGCAAACUGUGGUUGCUGAGUUUGAAUGAUCUUAGAAUAGUAGCAGAAAUAAUUCCUCCAGAAGCUCAGGAAAAAUUUGUGUCUGCAGCUUACUGUACAGGUAUGGAGCGUUUGUGUGUUUGUUCAGCCGACGGUAAGCUUCACUUCUACCAGCUGUGUGAGGACACUCCAGUCCUGUCGGACUCUGGCUCCCUCCUGGACGUUCCCAAUGGGUUGUGUAAUGGGGAGACCCCUGUAGAAGCGGAGGCCUCCACCAGCACUGCUGAUUCCUCUGAGUCCCGGGAAAACUUGGAUAGAAAUAGUCCAGGUACUGAUGUCCUAGCCAAGAAGCCGUUGACAGUGGACAAUCUGAUUCUACUUCACAAUCUGAUCCAGUUUGAGAACUUGAUGCCUCGGUUUACGGCCACUGUUCCCUCGUGCUGGACCGAGAUCCAGCAAGAACAGCAACAGAGGCGCCACCCCCAGCACCUACAGCACCAGGGGGAGGCCACCCAGCACACCCGUACCUGGAAGCUACAGCCGGACAGCUCUACCUGGGAUGAGCACCUGUUUGAGAUAGUUCUUCCCCGCCCCUGCUGUGUGGGCCAUGUGGACAUUAAGUUUACUCUACACCCAAUGUGCACCUCCCCUCCUGAUGUUCAGAUCACACUGCUAAAACAGAAUGCUACGACCCUGGGUCGUCAGUCCAACACUUCACACACGGUGGAGGUGGACAAGUCCAUUGACUUCAACAUCAACGGGCUCAGUUCCCCACAGGAGGAGGAGGAGACCGCCAACGCUAACUGCACGGACAAGUCCAACGGGAGAAUCACGGAGGGCAUCAACAGUGUGCUGGACCCGGAGUUCCUGGAGGACCAUAAUGCAGAGAUCUUGUGUGGACCCGUGAAUUUGGCCUCAUUUCUGGACUUGUCAGGAAACAGUGGCUUGAUAACACUGACCAGUCCCCAGUUAAUGUCCACCAAACCAAAGGCAUUUCUUAUCCAUAUAAAAGGCUUCCAUAGUAAAAACGAUGACAAGAAUAAUGAAAAACAGAGGGAAUUGAAGAAGAAAUCUUCAUCCAUUUCCUCUACGCAGAAGAUGAUGGUUAUGAAGUCAGCAUUUGACAAGGACAUUUUUAUCCCCCCUAGUAAAGUGAAGGAAGCUCUGACAUCAUCUGUUCCCCGGCCCAAAUUUGCCGACAACUUCAGGGGUUGUGACUGGAUCCAGGAGGUGUCUGUAACCAUCAGAAAAAUGAAGAGAACACAAAUCCCCAAAGAAAGGCUUCAGAGGUGUACCAUGAUUGAGAACCUGAAGUUCCAUGAGCGAUUAAUGGCUGCCGUUGGAAUGAGCGAUGGAUACGUGUUCAAUGGGAUCAGUGCAGACUGCUAUCAGAAUAUGGCUCUAGACAUUCUACUGUGGAUAUCAGGAGUCCAAAUGAAUGACCCCUUUAAAAGAGCUGUGACUAAAACAAUUCCCAACACUCUGAAGAUGCAUCUGGAGAGUGUUGUGAGAGCCUGCUUUGUUCAAGGAACCAGAACCACUGCUCACAAGUGUUCCAGGCUGCUGGCCAUGUGUAUGGAACACUGUAAGAAAAUGGCAGACCUAGACAUGGCUCCUAGCUUCAGCUACAGUCUGCUGCAUGCGCUCCUAGCCUCAUUCCCGCUGCUGCCGUCUGCUCAGUUCGCUGGAGCUGUCCGCUGGUUCUUCACCAUGCUCAACAGAGUUAAGUGUAUGGACAUCACUCAGGUCUCUCAGGCCUGCUCAGACCUGCUCGUCCAAAUCUCCAAGCAGUACAAUGAAAGAAUGUCCCCUCUUCAUGCUCUUCUUAAGUCCAGGUUUGGAUUAUAUGGUCAUCCAUUUGACCCUGACCUGUUUGACAUUGAGUUGCCCUUGGCCCUGAAACAGACUGUCCCCUCGGUGUCCUUCACCACCCUCAGUACCAGUAGCAGUAACUCCACCACCACGGGAAACACAAACAACAACCUGACCGCCCCCUCCUCCUCCUCCUCGGUCACAGACGAACUAGACUACUACGACCUAUUUAACCCUCCCUCAGACAAAUCCCAAAAGGUUCAGCUAGAGUAUGCCAAAGGCAGUCUGUUUGGUCUGAUGGAGGUAGAGCCCUUACACUUCACUUGUCAUUCCACCAGUGAUGGCACAAAGAUGGAGCGAAUGGAUAACAAUUCCACCGCACAGAGCUCCUCCCUUGGAACCGCAGGCUUGUCAGGGACCAUCAACUUUGGGGAGGGAAUUCCUCCACAGGCCACUGCAAAUAUCGGUGCCUCGACUCUGGCCUCCCUGUCAUCUAGUAUGGCAGUGACGAAGCAGCACUUGCAUGAACUCAGUAGCAAGUCAUAUCCCACUUUUAAGCAUAAAAUCAUGCAUAUUAAGCAGAUCUUGUCUGAGGUUGGGAAAAGUUUACCCCCUGAGGGAAAGCCAGCUAGCAGUGACCAUCUGAUGCCUCCCACCCCAAAGUCUACGCCCAUGGUUAUCACCCCACCUCUGACUCCACCAAAUGAAACCUUUCAGAAUCAGGGGAGUGCGCCCUCUGCCAGUGAUGGGAAGUCCGAUAACAACAAACAUUUCUCUGCCAAGUCGGCCCUUGGAGGACUCCCCAACGCCCAGACCUUGCUACAGCAGCCUCCUCUUCAGGUUCUAGUCAUUGAGAGAAUGCACUCAGGGGCCCGUCGAUUUGUGACCCUGGACUUUGGAAAGCCAAUAGUUCUAACAGAUGUAGUUAUUCCAUCCUGCACUGAUCUAGCAUCUCUUUCAAUCGAUGUUUGGGUUCAGGGGGAGGAACUAGAUGGGCAAAGAUUUGUAGUGGCUUCAGAUAUAGGCGUUCGAUCUCUAAUAAUGACUGACAUAAUGCCCCCUGUGGUUUGCAGGUAUCUGAAGAUAACAACCAUAGGAAGAUUUGGAAGUGGUUCAACUAGAUCAAAAAUUCCAAUUGGGGCAUUCUAUGGUCACAGUUGUCUUCUACCAUGGGAGUGGAAUAGUUACUUAGAACAGCGUUCGUCAUCAACUGCAGGGAGUCAAUCAGAACUUCCAACUCAAUCUCAACUACUAGCACAGUUAGGAAUUUACAUGUCUCUUCUUGAAGAUAUACAGUGUAGGUAUAGUUUAGCUAGGACACGGUUGGAAUCCCUUCUGGCAGGACUAGAUGGACAGCAGUUUGCCAAUUCUCACAUACAGUAUUUCCUGAAGAAGAACAAGAAGCAGAAUAAUGAUGAGGAUAACAAAAUCACCCAGUGUUACAAUGAUUGUCUCCAGUUACAAGUACAACUGAACCUGGCUAAGAAAGCCACAGAGAGACUCCACACAGCACUAGGCUUCAAUGCACCAAAGACAGACUAUGGCAGUGGUGUUGUAGAAAGGGUCCGACAUGCCUGUACAGACAAACUGAGAUUUGUUCAGGAGUGUCUUCUAGAGGUCCUCCUCAGUAUAACUACGUCCUCGGCCAGCAUUCCUCAGCCCCCCAUGUCUCUGUACAAUGUCCUCUGUCCUCAGACAGCUGAGAUGUUGUUCAAGAACCUGUGCGUGCAUGGUACAAAGAAGAUACAGAUCAGCUGUGGCAUGCUCCUGAUGCGGGUGUGUGGCAGUCAGCCCUGGUGGGGGAGCUUUCUAGGAAAUGUCCUCAGGGAGUUCUUCCACUCAGAAAACUCACAGAUCUUUCCACAGGAUAGGGUUUUUGUGCUCCUAUUAGCUAUGGGCCAGAAGUCUUUAUCAGGACCCAGUGCUGUGUCCAUCAUGGAGAGUCUCCUUGAUAUGUUAGCCCGAGUUCUGUCACCAUUAAUGGCUGGACAAUCAGGUAUGGUUGAUUUGACAUUGGUGGGUUGGAUUCUCCUAUUCCUAUGCAGAAGUCUGGACCAUACUGCUCUGGGUAAUGAUGAUUGUGCUAAAGGAGCCAGAAAAGACAGUGAGAAUUCCCUACCAAACCGAUGGAACUUUAUCCAAGGAGACCACAACUCGGCUGGAUUCCUGGCAUCCAACAGUACAAAGUCCAAGUCCACAAAGUUGGUCCGGGGCUCACGGCUCUCCAUGCAGAAGAGGAUGCUCCACCACAGGCAGAAACUGAUGGACCUGCAGCAGGCUCAGAAAACCUUCUUCUCCAACCACUCAGACAAAUCCUCCCAAAACUCCAGCAACACUCUACUGAAGCAGCAGGAGAAAGAGUUCAAGAAAGAGUUGUCAAAAUACGCCUCAAAGCACAUUAAGGAUAUCAUUCAGAUGAGAAGGACUGAGGUUGAAAUGCUGAGAAAGAUGGGAUCAAAAGUAGAUGCUGCAUCAGAUUCGGAGAGGAGUAAUGGAGAAGAGGAUACAGAGGGUGCGCUACUGCUGUCCAAAGAGAAGACCCUCCAGGUGGUUAAAGGCCUGAUGAGUCUGUUGCUGAGCAUGGAUUUCACCUGUAACGUGGAUCUCUUCCUCAUAACGUGCAAGGUGAUAGCCACGGUGUGUGUGAGUACUAGACCAGCCAUCACUCUGGCCGAGGCAAUGAGCCAGGAACAGCUGGAGAGACUGAUUCUGCUGGCCUCUAACCUGGAGUUCAGUUACGGCAACAUCAGCUGGGGUGGUCCAUGGGCAGGGCAUGCAAUAACGUGUCUUUUACAGGAUAUACUGGAUGGUGAGAAAUUCUAUCCAGCUCACAGUGACUCGAGCGUGAGUGACGCGAGAGAGGAGACAGCUGGAGGGGGGUUCACUACGGAGACGGAUGAGAGUCUCCCCCACAGUGUGAGUCUGCCCACCAUGGAGGACCUGGAUACUGACCAGGACAACAGUGUCCCCGACACCCCAGAUAUGGAGCUGUCAGACAGCAAAGAGGAGCCGUCCAAGAUGACCUUUGACAAGGAGUCGUCGCUGAUGGUUGACCUACUUCUGGACGACAUGGACUACGAGGACGAGACAUCGGCCAAGCUUCACGCGUAUGUCACAGGAGAGUCUGUCAAACCUCCACCCCCUCCUGAACAAAUCCUAUUUGAAUCUGGUCUGCCUACCUCCAGUUUGAAUGGAACACUGGACAUGGCCAAUUCAAUACCUGUAGAAAUGGAGGAUAAGAAAAAGGAUGUGUUCAUCAAGAAAAUUGUAGACAAGAUCACAGAGAGGGAGAGGGAGAGCUGGACCUCUGGGUCACCCUAUCAGCGCAGCAGUCUAGUGGCUGGGGCCCAGGGAAUGUCCACUGCACUGGAUGCUAGACUUGAAUUUGGCUUGGAAACCCAAUCUGAACUUAGACUAAAAGUAAUGUUAUCACUGCAUACUGAGGGAGUUCAGCAGGCAUUUAGUCACACCCUACCAUCCGCUCCCUACGUAGGUCAUACAAUGUAUUCAGCCCCACCUGCUACAGAUGAUGAACUGUCCCAAGCAAGUGCAUCAUUUGCCCAGUCAGAGGUAUCCUCAGCAGAAAUGUUGAGUUCCUGCUACAACAACCUGUUGUGUCACCUGCUUCCUCACUGCUCAAACCUGGACUCGCUGCUUCAGCUCUGGCUAACUCUGAACAGUGAGGGCUGUAUGGAUGCCUCAGGGAGCCCUGUCUUUGACUCCUCAAGGACUCCUCUGAUUCCUCUCAGUUCCUCCUCAGUGGCCACCUUGCUAGAGGUACUCACUGCCAUUCCAAGUCUUCCCAUCAGCACCUGGGUGUUGGCAUUUCAGAGCCUCACUUUGGUGGCCAACCAGAGACUUCCAAGCCAUAGUGAUGUUGGUGAGAUGUCAAUGAUUGUUCCCCUGCUGUCUGAUGCCAAUCUGAUGAGCGUUAUCAAGAAAUUUUUGUCAGGAACUUCUGAGAAUGGGCCAACAGCAUCCUCUGUACAGUUCUCUACAGUUGGUCCUGCAGCAACCAAAGCAUUUUAUGAAUUUUUGUUACGCCUCUUGGUAAAAUGCCCUCAAGACCAUCUCCAGAAGUUAAAGGAGCUCAUGUUGAAAUUAGUGUACACAUUGAGUGCAGAAAGGGGUGCCUUCCACUGUGGCCUGGGUCCACUGGAUGCUCAAUGCAAGUUCAUGGACUUCAUUCUGGACCAGACUUAUGAGAAUAUUGACCUGAGUAAUGCUAUCAGUGUGAUCGAGUCCAUCAGCAGUCUGGUCCACCAGCACAUCAUGUGUCAGGAGAAGGUCUCCUGUAGGAGUACCUCUGAGAACUCGGUCAGUGCCCGCUCCUGCUUCGGGGGACUUUUUGCCAGCUUCCUUAGAGGAGGGGAUUCCAAGUCCUCGGAUGCCAGCAGGGAUCUAUUGAUGUGUUGUCUUCUUAAACUUGUGAACAAUCUGAUACAGAUUCAGUGUAACUCGCCCAGAAGUAGUCGUCUGGCUUCUGUUGCAUUGGACACGUCAACAGCUGCAGAGCCAAGGACUCCAACAAACAUCAGCAUGUCGGAGCCGGUCCCUGAUUCUGCUAAAUUACAGCAGGCUCUGGCCACAUCUACACCAACGCCAGGGGUAAGACUGUCCGACACAUCUACACCAACGCCAGGGGUAAGACUGUCCGAUGAAGAAAAGAGCCAACAGACAGAUGAACAGAAGACAGAGACUUUAAACACACAGGCUGACCAGAAUUCCUACAUCACAGAUGUUAUUCUUGGGCACCAACAGAUAAUGUGUAAUCUUAUACAGGCUCUUAGUUACUGCAAUAGCAAUACGAUGGCCACGAUUCUGGGGAGUCGUGGAAUCUCUAGCAAUAUGCGGGAGACUUUCACUGGUGGUGAACCAAUCUCGGUCGGGGAUGGAAUAUACCAGAUUCUGGUGACAUUAAGCAGACUGUGUUCAGACAAUCGUAGUGUGAUAGAGUCGCUGUUCAAGUACCUGUCUGGUUCAUACAGCAUCAGAAUCCAACAGUCUCUCAACAAGCUGUCAGAACCUCUGCUCUGGUUCAUUCUAAAAGUCCUUGAUAAUGCAAGAGCUAUCGGCACCUUUCUAGAAAUGGGUGGUAUAUCUAUAAUCUGUCAGAAUCUAGUCAACUGUAACUGUCGCAUAAUAAGCACCAACCCUAGUCUGAUCUCUACCAUCAUGCAGAACCUCAAUGGGAGGUCGCGUCUAGAGAAAAAAUCCAGUGAUUUUGAGUCCCCUGAUGGCCUACAAAACUUUGCACCUCUAGGCUCCAUUAGUUCCGGGAGUCCAACUGCUAGUCCAGCAGAGGUCCUGAUACAGUCUGCUCCUCCACACAGAAGAGCUCGCUCAGCGGCGUGGUCCUACCACUUCUAUCCAGACGAGGCAUGGGUGGAUCUAACAAUUCAACUUCCUUUCGCUGUUUUGUUAAAGGAGGUCCAGAUACAACCCCACAGCACAUCACUCACCACCUGUCCCUCCAGUGUGUCCAUAGAGAUGAGCCAUGACGGGGUAACUUCAACCCCCCUCUGUCACCCCCUGAUGACCAGCAGCCUGGCAUUCAUCAAGCUACAGUUCCAGCGGCCUCAGAUAGCGACCAUGGUCACCAUCAGGCUCCACCGUGCCCGCGACUCCAUGACUAUUGGUCUGUCACAGAUCAUGCUGAUGGGAUACAGUGCAUUCGGGGAUUCUAGUGCAGCCUCUCAGAAUAUGUUCAUGCCAAAUGAAGAUUAUGUCGCUAGAUCAAGUGUUAGGUGGAUCCGUUUGUUACACCACUGUCUGACAGCUUACAAAGAGGUGGAGGAGUCAGUGGCCAGUGCCGCCGCCCAGAUCCCUAACCUGAUGAACACCUGCUCCGCCCUGCUGGUGUCCCCCAUCUCCAGUGUGUACGUCCCCAACAUUGAGGAGGUACUGCUGAAACUGGGCCUCCACUCUGUAGACAUGGGACUCGCACUGGUAGACAACAUCCUCAGAUGUCCCAGUAACAGGGCUAAUUCAGGCCUCAACAUGCCAUAUCUUGGUAAAGUGAGUGGACAAGCCAAUGAGUCGACGAUGGAAUUGCUCUACCAGCUUGGAAUUGUUCAAGACUCCGGAACCAGACUAAGAGUCCAAGCUUUGUUGAACUGGUUGAAGGACAGUGCACAGCUGGCUCUACAGAGGUCUUCAAUGUCCUCCGCUGAAGGUUACAGGAGAAUUUCACAGGAGUUAUCUUCCCUCCCUAGCCCCGCCCCCUCUCACAUUCAGUGUUUGUCAGCCAUCUUAUGGCAGAGUAACGACCUUCCUGUAGAAUAUGAUCUGGGAAGUUUAAUCACCAGAGAGCUUGUUAGCUCCCUGUAUGAAUGGUCUACUACAUUAAAAACUGAUAGUAACUUGAAACAGUCUGUUGACUUUGUGCUUUGUGCCAUUUGUUACAUCAACCCAGAGUACUUCUCUCAAAUUCUCCAAUGGAUGAACAUCUGUGUGACUGGAGAAAACAGUCUGUCAGCCUCCAUUAGUGAUGACCGCAAGGACAACUCCCACCUCCACAGGGGCUCCAUGACUGACGACUCCAAGGACAACCACCACCACCGGUCAAUGACGGACGACUCCAAGGAGGCCAGCGGAGCCCAGGAUGGCCCGGGGUCAGAUGUUCGACAAGGCUUUGUCCAGGACUUCCGACACAUUACCCUGGAGGAGUCCUGUCUGUCCACUCUGGCCUUGACCUGUCAGUCAGCUGUGGCCAUCAAACAGCUCCUGGACUCGGGAUUCCCUGCUGUAUUGGCUCAGGGCUUGUUUGAGUUCUGUAACAAGGUGAUCUUCCAGUUCACAGAAAACUACUCCCCUCCAGAGGGAAUGACUGAUGCUCACAAGUCUAUGUGUGAUGAGGGUGGUGCCACAGGGUCAGUGCUUGGCUCAAUGUCAAGGACACAGUCAGACAAAGGGUUGUGGAUUUCAGCAGAAAUGGUUCCUUCCGUCCUCUCCUUUUUGGCCAAGGUUGCGAGUGAGCCCCUGAUGAAGGACUGGCUGGGGGGACAUGAGGGGAACAUUUUCUGGCCCUCCUUGCUGACCAUGCUGUGUAACACCCCCAUACAGUCAGCAACAGCACCCCCCAGUGUACCCAGGGAAGGAAUAAUGACAAUGGAGAGUCGUGGAAUGAUUGAGUCCGCUGCUGUCAGUUUCUUCACUCAAGUUAUGUCCUGUCAUGUAAUGAACCAACUUCUGUUUGCCAAAGUCCUGUGUGAAGUCAUAAAGGAGCAAAGCUCUUCAUCAAAAUCAGGACAACUGUUGGGCAACUUCCCCCUCUCUGGUUUCACCAGAUGCUUGUUCCUCCAAGCUUUACUUGAGGAUGAGAAGAUUGUGGUGGUCUUAAAGAACUCUCAACAGAAUGGAAAAUUUAUCAGCCCCAGCAAGGUGAACAAUGCUGUGUAUCACCCCCGCUACACCGGUGGGAGGGACACACAGGUGAUGCUGGUCAGUCUCCAUACUACAGUCAGUGAGGUCACCAGCAAGGUCACUGACCUCCCUCUGCUCCCUGGCCAGCUCCUGGAGAAGUCCUCUGAGAAGAGCGACGAGAAUAAGAAGGACAGCAUCAGUAACUAUACAGAAAUGAUGGACUAUUUCUCCAGCUCAGUUGUAGCAGCCAGUGUUGCAGCAAAGGAAAAAAGAGAAAAAGAGGACAAGUCUGGGAAAACAUCCCUACCCCCCAGACCACCCACCAGGCGUGGGAGGCAAAAUAUCGGGAACUCUAGCACACAGGUGCAGCUUCCAUCCUUCAGUGUCUGCCACAGAACCAUGCCCAACACUCCUUUGCCAGGGGACUUGACUUUGUCCCAGUUGUUGCAGAUAUUAAAUCAGAGGGGCCUACAGCAUGGUCUGAAUGUAUUGGAGUUCUCCGUCAAACAGGAAUCUGACAAAAAAGACAACAGCCAGUCAGACCAAAGUGAAAGAGAUGGGUGGGGGGAUCUGGACGAUGACCAGGCCCUGACCACAGUAUCCCCAUUCCUGACCUCUCUUCAGGUGUUUGCCAGUGUCGGAGGCCUGGCCUUGCUGGCAGAGCACCUGCCACUUCUGUACCCGGAGGUCUCACGACAGUCGGUCAUGCAGGAGUCAGGGCUGGAUCACAUGAUCAAGAACAUGUCUCUUGCUGCUGAAGAAUGGUCCAUGAUAGAACCUUUCCCAGAGGAUUUCUAUGAGCAUUAUGAACUAUCCCAACCACUGGUAUCUAAAUCCAGCAACCCUCCUGUUGCUAUGCCAACCAUUCCCCCUCAUUCCCUGGUCGCCUUUGGUUUGUUUUUGCGACUGCCUGGAUAUGCAGAUGUUCUUCUGAAGGAGAGAAAGAAAGCACAGUGCCUUCUGAGGCUUGUGUUGGGGGUCACAGAUGAUGGAGAUGGGGGUCACAUCUUGACUUCCCCUAUUGCCAGCUCUCUGCCCACCCUGCCUUUCCUAAUUCUGAAGUCCCUGUAUGACAGCUCCCCCCUGACUACAGAUGAUGGAGUGUUGCUGAGGAGGAUGUCCCUAGAGAUCUGGGCGAUACACCUAAUACUGGCCUGUCUGUCCGUCCUCAGUCACCACGCCCCCAGGGUGCCAGUCCAGGGGUUCCAACAGGAGGCUCAGUUGAUCCUGUCUGCCAUGCAGUCUGCUAACACCCCAGCCAGUGUUCCUGUACAGACCCAGACAGAGGAGAAGUCCCAGCAGUACUGGGCCAAGGGCACCGGGUUUGGGACCGGGUCCACUACCUCCAGCUGGGACGCUGAACAAGCUCUGAUGAGACAGAAGAGUGAGGAGGAGCAUGUGGCCUGUCUUCUACAAGUACUUGCCAGUUAUAUAAAUCCAGGGGGUGAUGUUCCCAAAGACUUCGAGUCAGAAAACUUUUCUUCACCAGCAGAGAAGUCGCUCCUGCCAGAUGUGAUAUAUGAAUUGUUGAGUCAGUCCUGUAUUGUUCCAGCCAUUUCUUCCUAUCUGAGGAAUGACUCAGUGUUAGACAUGGCCAGACACAUUCCUCUGUAUAGGGCAUUGCUUGAGCUACUGAGGGGAAUAGCUGUUACCCCAUCUCUUGUCCCCCUCUUGCUACCCCUGGAGAAGGACAAUGGACCAGAUACAGCCACUUCUGUUGGAGUUUUGCUUGACAAAAUGAGAGUCUGUGUGGAUACAUAUGCAAGCAGGUUAAGAACCAACAAGGCCAAGAAUGGGAAUGGCAAUGUAGCAGAGGAGGAAGAGAAUGAAGGACUAGCCAUGUUAAUACCUAAUAUCCAGGAAACUGCGAAAAUUGUCAAGAUUGCUGCAGAGAGGCUACAAAAGUUAACUGAAUCAGAGAGCAGCAGUGAGGAGAUGGACAAGGAUAAGGCGGGGCAGGCCGGCCAGGCCAGUGUGGAGGAGCAUUACAUGACUGUCAUGCAGGAGGAGCAAUUCGGUUCAUUUGAGUUUGUUUUGAGUGAUUCAAGUGUGGUAAAGUUUACGUGUUCACACCAUUAUGAAAAUAACGUGAAGGCAGCAGGUGACGUGAGCAAUGCUUCUCGCACGCGCCGCCUGGCCCAGGAAGCCACGACCCUAUCUACCUCACUUCCUCUCUCAGGCGGCAGCACUGUGUUUGUCAGGUGUGAUGAGGAGAGGCUCGAUAUCAUGAAGGUGAUGAUAACAGGGCCUUCAGACACUCCAUAUGAAAAUGGCUGCUUCGAGUUUGAUGUGUAUUUCCCUCCAGAUUACCCUACAUCUCCACCCUUAAUAAACCUAGAGACCACAGGGAACCACACCAUCCGAUUCAACCCCAAUCUGUAUAAUGACGGAAAGGUAUGUUUAAGUGUUUUAAACACAUGGCAUGGAAGACCAGAGGAAAAAUGGAAUGCUCAGACAUCAAGCUUUUUACAGGUGUUGGUAUCCAUCCAGUCACUGAUUUUAGUGUCUGAGCCGUACUUUAAUGAGCCAGGAUAUGAACGAUCUCGAGGGACUCCUUCAGGCACAGCCAGCUCUCGAGAAUAUGAUGCUAAUAUCCGACAAGCUACAGUCAGAUGGGCCAUGCUGGAACAAAUCCGGAACCCAACACCUUGCUUUCGUGAAGUCAUCCACAAACACUUCUGGCUGAAGAGACACGAGGUUCUAAAGCAGUGUGAAAAUUGGAUAGCAGAGAUGGAGUCAUAUAGCAAUGAUAAAAGAACUGGAAGAACUAUUGCUCACAGUACUCUGGCACUUAAAAGACAUUAUAACCAGUUAAGAGAGGAAAUAGCAAAGAUGAAGCCCCCUGAGGGGCUGGAGGACGAGGAAGGGGGUGAGAGCAUUGAUCCUCAGGGCGUUCACUUCUCCACCGACUCGGCGUUGUCGUCGGCCAUGAACAGUUCCCAGUUAGCCGUCAUAGAAAACCUCAUCACCGACUCUAAUUCCAAUUCCGUUCUAGAGGAUGGAUUUUGCUGACACAAUGGAAAACUAGAUAACUUUAGAGAAAAUCCAGACUAUUCCGGCCUCUUGGAUUCUGCCAGUGUGACUGGCAGGGGUCCAGAGGGCCAUGUUAAUAACUGAAAGCUAGUCAUAAUACAGAAUGUCCAGGCAGUGCUUUCGGCUCUCUUGGGAGCUGUUUGUUCUUGUGAUAAGCUGAAAUUGUGAUAUCUGUAACCAGCAGGUCUUGCUGUUCUUGUGUGUGUUCUGUGAGAAAUGACUGCAGUGGCUGAGUGCUCAUUUCUGUGAUUUGUGUACAGAGAACAGUAUUUACCGAGGAGGAAAGAUGUCAACUCUUUUUACCUACUCUUGCAUUCAAGUCCAAUUUUCUUUUUAAUGAUAGAUUUAUUGUUUAAAGCAAAGUGAUGAAAUCAUAUUGAAUACAAUGCUAUUUUAUUUAAUGUACAGAAGAGAUCCAGUUAGAACAUUGUCUAGUUAGCUAUUUAUUCUAUGUUGAUGAUUUGUGACAGGAUACUGGCAGCAACAGAAUGUUGAUUUUAUCUCAUGCAAAUCAAUUAUGUCGGUUAAUGUUCUAAAUAGUGCAACUGUGAGAUACUGGUAAACAUGUGCAUGAUUAGAAAUUGAAUGUGUAGACUUUACAUGAAAUAAGUUGCAUGUAAAACCUUUGGUUGAUAAUUACUAUAUUAUACAAUGUUUUACCAGUAAACUGCGACUGUUGGUUUAAAAUACAGCACAGACACUGUUGACCUCUUGCACACUGUGCUGUGUAUGGAUCAAUGAAAUUAAUGAAAUACCAUUUUGGAUUAAAAAAUUUGUGAUUUUGUCUCAAUCUACUUCAAGUGUUCAAAUGAAUAAAUUUAGAGAAUUUA
Messenger RNA from Magallana angulata, 15640 nucleotides. RefSeq names its product baculoviral IAP repeat-containing protein 6-like. NCBI's taxonomy places the organism in Eukaryota, Metazoa, Mollusca, Bivalvia, Ostreida, Ostreidae. The record is from RefSeq and is a predicted model, not a curated record. Gene Ontology annotation, cellular component: nucleus. The coding region runs from base 3 to 14789 and encodes 4928 amino acids. Gene Ontology annotation, biological process: regulation of cytokinesis; negative regulation of apoptotic process; apoptotic process. Gene Ontology annotation, molecular function: cysteine-type endopeptidase inhibitor activity; ubiquitin conjugating enzyme activity. The transcript has 58 exons.